AUGAGUUCAGAAUUAGUAAACAUCAUUAGACAGCUUAUUCAGGCAAACAAAUUGAUAGUGUUCUCAAAGGACUACUGCCCAUACUGUGUAAAGGUUAAGCAGUUGUUGCAGAAACUCGGUCAGACACCAUAUGUAGUCGAGAUCAACAAGCUGCCCAACUCAUCCGAAUACCAAUCAGCACUAAAGUCCAUCUCAGGCAUGUCUACCGUGCCCCAAGUGUUCAUCAAUCAGAAGUUCAUCGGUGGAUGUUCAGAUACCGAAGCCCUGCACUCCAAGGGCAAGUUGGUCCCAUUGCUAACUGAAUAA
Molecule: messenger RNA, 306 nt
Organism: Acytostelium subglobosum LB1
Lineage: Eukaryota; Evosea; Eumycetozoa; Acytosteliales; Acytosteliaceae
Exons: 2
Coding region: 1-306 (101 amino acids)
Biological process (GO): cellular response to oxidative stress
Cellular component (GO): cytoplasm
Molecular function (GO): glutathione disulfide oxidoreductase activity
Source: RefSeq, a predicted model, not a curated record